AUGGCAAUCCGAUACCCAGACACCGCCGGUGAAUCCGACUCCGCCGGCGACCCGCUCUUCCCUUGGCUUCUGAAGAUUAAAAAUUCGACGGAAGAUCUAUUAUCUGGUAGAAAUUCCGGAGAAUAUCUGGAUAAGCUUCUUCAUGAUUGUAUCUCUACUUACAAGCAAGAUGCUCAGUACCGAAAUGACAUUAGAUUCCUCAAAAUCUGGUUUCUCUAUCUUGAGGGCAGGGAAGACUUUGAGAGGGUUUAUAGAGAAGUUGAAGAGAAGGAGAUUUGCAUAGGGAAUUCAUUGCUGUAUGAAUGGUAUGCCUUUUUUCUAGAGGUCAAAGGAUUGUGGCAAAGAGCAAAUGUCGUUUAUCAGAGUGGUCUCUCAAGGAAGGCACAACCAUUUAACAGGUUGAAAGAGGCUCACUCAUUGUUCUUACAAAGAAUCUCGAAGAGGAUAAACGCUCCUCUCCUUCACAAGGUUGGUGAUGAUGCUCAGGCUCCCGCCACUGACUUUGACAAGAGUUUUGUGAACCCUUGGGAAACAUCCACUGUGAACAAAUUAAUUCAAAAGAUAAAACCCCAGCUUGUGAAAUAUCAGGGGUACCAUGCAAGCAACAAGGUUUUCUCCGGAAAAGCCAACUUGUUGUCUUCAAGAAAUAAGAUCACUGAGAUAGGUGGAAGGAAGUACCAGAUAUUGGGUUGUGCUGGUAAAGGUGGUUUUGCUCAAGUGUUCAAAGCAUACGUUGACUGCAAUCCUGAUCAAGUAGUUGCUCUAAAGGUACAAAAGCCACCUUUCCCUUGGGAAUUCCACAUGUAUCGCCAACUUGACUGCAGGAUCCAAGAGAACCAAAGAGCAAGUUUUGGAUUGGCUGAGAGAGUGCACGUCUUUUCAGACUACAGUAUACUUGUGUGCGAUUAUCAAUCACACGGGACACUCCUUGACGCCAUAAACUUAUAUUCCGUUGCUGGCAACUCCAUGGAAGAAGUUUUGUGCAUGUAUUACACAAUAGAGAUGCUCUACAUGCUGGAAACUUUGCACAGUGUUGGACUCAUUCAUGGUGAUCUCAAGCCAGACAAUCUGCUGAUCCGAUACUCUCCACAAAACCUAACGGAGACAGGCUUUCGUGAAAAAACAGGUUCAUGGAGCAGUCAGGGUCUUUGUCUUGUCGACUGGGGUAGAGGAAUAGACUUGAGCCUAUUUCCUAGCACCACCGAGUUUAAAGGAGAUUGCCGUACCUCAGGCUUCCGUUGCAUGGAGAUGAAGGAGAACAAACCUUGGAAAUUUCAGGUGGACACCUAUGGACUCUGCGGAAUCGUACACCUUAUGCUGCACAACACCUACAUGAAGGUCGAAAAGAAACAAUCACGAAAUGGUGGCUACAUCAAUAUGCCGACAACUGCAUUUAAAAGAUACUGGAACGUCCUAUGGAAGGAACUGUUCACGAAGCUGUUGAACAGAGGAGAGACCUGUGAAGAUGACACAGAGACACUGAGGGCUAUUAGAACGUCUAUGGAAGAGUAUGUAUGCUCUGAUCCUAAGCUCAUGAAGCAGCUUAACGAGUUGCUUGCAAAACAACGCGUCUCUUUAUGUUCUUCCUAG
Molecule: messenger RNA, 1590 nt
Organism: Microthlaspi erraticum
Lineage: Eukaryota; Viridiplantae; Streptophyta; Magnoliopsida; Brassicales; Brassicaceae
Source: the annotation of a GenBank genome assembly